CAGAAAGCUUUCUUAGAUGAACUAGAGCAGCAUCGUUGUUUGGCUUGCUGGAGUUCAUGUGCCACAAUGAAGAUACUAGUUUUUGCUGGACUACUCUCUCUUGCCUCCAGUCGUUUCACAACAGGCUCAGAAUUUUCACUGAAUGAUUCUGCAAUUAAAACAGUGUCUCUUAUCAAGACUUUCCGUGGAAUCUCAGCAAGAGACUAUGAUUACAUUCCCCCUUAUGCUCUAGAAGGGGAGACAACAACCAUCCAUAUCAAAGAACACAAAUGCUUUUCAGAGAAGUCAAAUGAUUCCACUUUAACAGAAGUGAACAACACCACAAUGGAGUACCUGACCAGCUCUUUGAGCACCAAACUAAUACCUCUUGUCUACCUCAGUGCUGUUUUAUUGGGUGUACCAUCUAAUGCCAUCAUUUUGUGGAUGCUGCUCUUCAGGAUCCGGUCUGUAUGCACUGCCAUACUCUACACAAACUUGGCAGUUUCAGAUCUGCUCUUCUGCAUCGUGCUGCCCUUCAAAAUAGCGUACCACAUCAAUGGGAACAACUGGAUUUUUGGGGAGACGAUGUGUCGAACUACUACUGCUGUGUUUUAUGGCAACAUGUACUGCUCCAUUCUGCUGCUCACAUGCAUCAGUGUUAGCCGCUACGUGGCCAUUGUUCACCCCUUCACCUACAAGAGCCUGCCAAAACGUGCCUAUGCCAUUGUGGUCUGCACUACAGUGUGGAUCAUUGUCUUCUUGUACAUGCUGCCGCUUUGUAUAAUGCAGCAAAGCUACUACGUGAAACAACUUGGCAUUUACACCUGCCAUGAUGUGCACGACACCUGUGAAACGGUAUCUUCAUUCCAGUUCUACUACUAUGUUUCUUUAGCUAUCUUUGGUUUUUUAAUACCUCUUGCAAUUAUUGUCUUCUGCUAUGUAUCAAUUAUACUAACACUCAAGACUCAGGAAUGGUUCUGGUACGUUAAAGUCAGUCUUUUGAUCCUUGUAAUCUUUGCUAUUUGCUUUGUGCCAAGCAAUAUUAUUCUUAUUAUCCAUCACAUCAAAUAUUACUAUUACAACACAGAUAGCUUGUAUUCUUUUUAUCUAAUUGCUUUAUGCCUCAGCAGCUUAAACAGUUGUCUUGAUCCUUUCCUGUAUUUUCUGAUGUCGAAAAUUAGAAGUCAAUCCAAUAUUUAUCUAACAAUGGUUAAAAUAUCCAGGGAAAAAUGACAUUAGUUCUAUAUUUAUAUUAUCAGUAUUACCUUUUUGUACAAUAUUGACCCAGGCAACAACAGAUCUCAGGUGCAACAAUUAAAGAAGUGUUAGAAAAUACUGUCAGUAAAAUUUAUUUGCUUCCAUGCACCUCACAAGGAAUAUCUUCAGAUAUACCAGGUCUGUGGUUUUAUCAUGUGUAUUGCAACAUCCAGAGUACCUAGAUUCAGGGAAAUGGCUCCACACCUCCAUUUCCUUCUAAGGAAAUCACUUUCACAGCCACAGAUUGGAAACCAGAUUAUCAGUCACCACCUGAAGAGGAGUAUCUGAAAAGCAUUUACAGGCCCAUUCAU
This is a messenger RNA of Dryobates pubescens (Downy woodpecker), 1547 nucleotides long. It is a transcript of the gene F2RL2, whose product is annotated as coagulation factor II thrombin receptor like 2. The transcript is spliced from 2 exons. Gene Ontology annotation, molecular function: thrombin-activated receptor activity. NCBI's taxonomy places the organism in Eukaryota, Metazoa, Chordata, Aves, Piciformes, Picidae. Gene Ontology annotation, cellular component: membrane. The record is from RefSeq and is a predicted model, not a curated record. Bases 67 to 1212 code for a protein of 381 amino acids. Gene Ontology annotation, biological process: thrombin-activated receptor signaling pathway; positive regulation of Rho protein signal transduction; phospholipase C-activating G protein-coupled receptor signaling pathway.